Lucilia sericata (common green bottle fly) is the source of this 6657-nucleotide messenger RNA. RefSeq names its product high affinity cationic amino acid transporter 1. Bases 741 to 3086 code for a protein of 781 amino acids. Gene Ontology annotation, molecular function: amino acid transmembrane transporter activity. Gene Ontology annotation, biological process: amino acid transport; transmembrane transport. The transcript is spliced from 13 exons. NCBI's taxonomy places the organism in Eukaryota, Metazoa, Arthropoda, Insecta, Diptera, Calliphoridae. Gene Ontology annotation, cellular component: plasma membrane. The record is from RefSeq and is a predicted model, not a curated record.
ACGAAGAAGGAUACACACUCCGUAUACAAAAACGCACAUGUAACACACAGUAUUAACCUUUCGCCUUUAGCGAAAAAACACCAACGCAACAAAACAUACUUUACUCCCAAAUCUCAAAAGCGAAAUCGUGUUGAAGAAUUUCAUACUUUACUCACUUAUGUGCUCGUGUGAGCAACGUUUAAAGGAAACGUAUUUAAUAAAUUUAAAGGCUGAAAGGAGAGUAUAUAUUUUUUGGGAUUUUUUUUCACACUAAAACCAAAAAAAAGGAUAUUAAGAAGAAAAAUUUUUUGAAGUUAUACACACGGAAAAUUGCAACCAUUCAGUUUUUUCACUUGUAAAAAGACAAACGUGGAUUUAACAUAGAAUUGAAAUUAAACGGAAUUUGGUGAAAAUUUUUAAACAUAAUAUAAAAAAAAAUAAUAAUGUUAAUGAAAAAGAAUAUAAAAAAAGAAAGUUAUAGGAAAUAAUAAAACGAAAUUAGAGUUCAAUUUAAUGAAAAUUAUAACAAAUAUUUUGCUAAAACUAAAAUAAAAGCAAAAUGAAAAUUCUAAUAAAACUUCCAAAAAAUAGUUAAGAACCAAGAAAACCAAGUUUUCCCAAGAUUGUUAAAGUUUAAGCAACAAGAAACAAAAGAUUAAAUAAAUUAUAAUAUAAAAAUAAAAGUAAAGAGAAUUAAUAAACAAGAUAAUCUACAUCAAACGAAACCAACAAAAACCGUGGAAAAUUAAAAAUUCUUCAAAAUGAAACCUUCAGAAUUGCUGUUACUUUUGGAAAGGGUCAAAUUUAAAGUUCCCUUACCGCCUGGUGUAAACAGUGCCACAUUGCUACCAAAAUUAAUACGAACCAAGGAUGUCAAACAGUUACAGGACGGUAAUUCACAACCUACAAAGCCAAAAUUAACGAAAUGCCUAAACACUUUAGAUCUCACAUCGCUGGGUAUUGGUUCGUGUUGUGGCACUGGCAUGUAUUUAGUUGCCGGUAUGGUGGCCAAAAAUAUUGCCGGUCCUGGUGUGAUAAUUAGUUUUAUUAUUGCUGCAAUAGCUAGUAUUUUUUCAGGCGCCUGUUAUGCUGAGUUUGGUGUGCGUGUACCACAUACAUCCGGUUCCGCGUAUAUGUAUUCAUAUGUUGCCGUUGGCGAAUUUGUUGCAUUUAUUAUUGGUUGGAAUAUGAUAUUGGAAUAUUUAAUAGGAACAAGUGCCUGUGCUUGUGCGUUAAGUUCAAGUUUUGAUUCACUAACCGGCGGUGCCAUAUCAACAGCCAUAGGCGAUACUAUUGGUACCAUAUUUGGUAAACCACCUGAUUUUAUAGCCUUCGGCAUUACACUCAUAAUGACAAGUGUACUGGCAAUGGGUGCCAGUAAAUCGGUGAUAUUUAAUCAUACUUUAAAUGCCAUAAAUCUUGCAACCUGGGUGUUUGUUAUGACUGCUGGCUUGUUUUAUGUGGAUACAAAUACAUGGACUGAACAUCAAGGAUUCUUGCCAUACGGUUGGAGUGGGGUGUUUUCCGGUGCUGCCACAUGUUUUUAUGCAUUUAUUGGCUUCGAUAUUAUAGCCACAACGGGUGAAGAAGCCCACAAUCCUCAAAAAAGUAUUCCAAAAGCAAUAGUGGGUUCACUGUUUGUUGUUCUCUUGGCCUAUGUUACAGUUAGUUUAGUUUUAACACUUGUCGUUCCCUACGAUCACAUCAAUGCUGGUGCUGCUUUGGUGCAAAUGUGGUCGUAUGUCAAUGCACCCAAAUGCAGAGCCAUUGUGGCAAUUGGUGCAACAGCUGGUCUAUCGGUGGCCAUGUUCGGUUCGAUGUUUCCAAUGCCAAGAGUUAUAUAUGCCAUGGCUCAAGAUGGUUUGAUAUUCAAACAACUUUCUCAUCUAUGGCAACGUACUAAUGUACCUGGUUUAGCCACAAUAGGAAGUGGUAUUGCAGCCGCCUUAGUAGCACUAUCCGUACGUCUAGAAAUUCUAGUAGAAAUGAUGUCGAUCGGAACUCUGCUCGCCUAUACACUCGUAUCCACAUGUGUGCUAGUGCUGCGCUAUCAACCACACAGUACUUCCCUAAUCGAAUUGUUACCAGCUCAACUACGCACACCCAUAACGGCGGGCGCUGCCAACGAUCCACACAAAACCACAGCUGAAGUUUUGGAAACGAAUAAAUUGACCAUUAAACGUGUAACUCGAGGCAUGUCCGAUUCAGAUGAUUCCUUUAUCGAUGAAAGUCCCGAAGGUUAUUUGGGCCGUGAUGAUCAAUUUCUGGUGUCAGAUCGUUCGGAAAAUAAAUUCUAUGGUGCUGUACAUGGUGCACCAACUGGUCCCACUGGACAGGCUACAGCCUUUGAUACAAUGGGUUUGAAUUUCAUAUCGAGAAAAAUACAUGAAUAUUCAUAUCUGUGUCCUGGUUUCUUUCCCUGGAUAAAUCCCGGCCAGGCCACCACGGAAAGUGGCAUGUAUGUGACCAAACUUGUUGGCAUCAUGUUCGGUCUCAUAUUCUUCUUGGAUCUAUUUGCGGCCAUUGGCUGGUCCGGUGGUUUCGCAGCAUUCAUUUAUUUCAUUUUAUUUAUCGGCAUAUUUGUGAUAUUAUUAAUUAUCUCAAGACAACCACAAAAUAGAUAUGCGCUUGCGUUCCUUACCCCUGGACUUCCAUUUAUUCCAGCGAUUGCCAUUGCAGUCAAUAUCUAUUUAAUAUUUAAGUUAAGCAUAUUAACCUUAGUUAGAUUUACCAUUUGGAUGUCACUGGGCUUCGUUAUGUACUUUUAUUAUGGCAUCACUCACAGUACCCUCGAACAGACAAGCGAUGAAAUGGAAUUGAGAGUCGACAAGGAUUAUAGCAAAAAUGUCGAAGAGAAAGCUGUUUGGGAUCAACCUUCCUAUAUGAACCAAAAUCAUGAACCCGUUUGGGCCAGUAAAGAUAAUACAAAAGAAAAUACGACAAAACCUCGCGCCAAUCAUUCCAACAAACCACAAGAUAACUCCAAUUCCACGAAUACACACAAUACAACAAGUGCAAGAAAUCCUGCAAUUGGUCAAACCAGCGGAAAUACGGGAACAUUUAGUAUGUUUAUCGAUGAAACACAAUUUCCAACGUGGGACGAUUAAAACAGAUGAUAAAUUUAAAUAGUUUAUAAGAUUUUAGUUUAUAACACAGUUUGGAGUGGAACCCCAUACAAACAAACAAACCAACUAACUAAACAAAACGCAAAUGUGAGAGCAAUGCUUAGAUUUACAUACAUAUUUACACUACUGAUUACAUACUAACAAAUUUCAUUGGAAAUAACAAUAUUUUAAUUUUUUAGUUUAAAAAAAAAAUCAGUUCAAAACAAAUAAUGAAUUAAACUCAGAGAAAACCAGACUUAUUAUAAGCACUUUACAUGAUUUAUGGUUGCUGCUACAAAAUUUUUGUUAACUGCAACUAAGUGUAGCAUUCCAAGUUGUGCUUUAUGAAAAUGUUUUCUCUGAGAAAUAAAAUUUAUUUUCUAACUAAAAGCUAAUAUGUAAAUAAUCGUAAUUAGUCUUUAUUUAUUUAUUUAUACAUAUUUAUAUAUAGAAUAUAUACAUACACUUAAAAACAUAUAAUAUUAUUUAAAUAUUAUCUAUAUAUAUACACAUACAUAAAAUAUAUAAAUGGGUAUGUACUACAUAUUAUUUAUUAAUAAUUAAAAAACCAAAAAAAUGCGUACAUACAUACUUAUAGAGAAUUACAAGAAAUUCGCAGAAAAAAAAACGCAAAAUUAGUAAUUUUUCAAUUGACUCAAAAUUAUACAAAUUUAAACAAAAACAAAAAAAGAAUAAAUUUAAUAGUUAUAUAUUAUAUAAAAUUUUUAAUAUACAUUAAAAUUAUGACUUAAAGUUAUGUCUAUAUUAAGUCCCCCAGAGCAAAGUGUUAUUAAAUUCUUUAACUGGAAAAGUUAAAAAAAAAAAAUGUUGAAUUUUUAUAACGAAUUAUAAAACUCAAGAUUUCUUCUUUUGUUUCGAACCCUUGCUUCAAAGGAACUCUAUGAGAUCAAUUCAAAUGAGGAAUAUAAGUAUUACAGUAAUCUCUUAGAUUCAAUUGAUUGUUUACUGUGCAAAAAAAACUCGGACUUUCGUAAACCGAACGUUUUAGUGGCAUUUAAAAAUUGUUUGCGAGUUGUUCAGUAACGUUCCAUUAUAUAGCAAAAAUCAUCCUGGUAAAAGCCAAUGCUGUUCAGGUUGCAUUUGCAAAAACAGUCUGUGAUCCUAGUGAAAAUUUCUUCAUUAUGCUUAAUUUUAAUUUGUUAGAAGAUGAAAUUGUCUGAUCUCUGAAAUGCAUCUUGUAAUGAUCCGAGGAGUAAACUGCAUAGUUAUGUGCCCUUCUAGCUUAAGAAUCUCAGCGAUGUUGCCCCAUUUUAAUGGAUGCUCACAUACAUUGUGAAGCUAUAAGUUGGAAAUAUGAAAUCCGCACUCUAUAACAGUGUGCAGCCCGGGUUUCGAAUCAGUACAAACUUUAACCAUAAUAAGUAGUACUUUUUUUUGACUAAUCCAGGGUCUACUCUAUCGACAAAUCCAUGGUCUAGGCUAUUGGCUAAUUGUACAUCAAGUCGGAUGAAAUACACCUAGGCCACCAUCGGGCCUAUUGUGCGCUCCCUUACCAGUGUCUCAGGUGGGAAUUGAACCUACGACGUCCGGUGUAACAGACUAGAACACUAACCUAGUCUACCAAUUAGUCUACUGACUAAUCCAGGGUCUACUUUAUUGACAAAUCCAUGGUCUAGGCUAUUGGCUAGUUGUACACCAAAUCCGAUGAAAUACACCUAGGCCACCAUCGGACCUGUUGUGCGCUCCCUUACCAUUGUCUCAGGUGGGAAUUAAACCUACGAUCUCCGAUCUAACAGACUAGAAUAUUAACAAAUCCAUAUUUUAGGCUAUUAGCUAGUUGUACAUCAAAACCGAAGAAAUACACCUACGCAACCAUCGCACAGUGAGACAUUUGGCACUUUUAGAAAGACAUUAAUCAAAUCUUAGUGAUAUUGAGUUCUAAUUUUAGUUACAGUUAGGAAACAAUUGCCUAAACGCUCCACAUAAUAAUCAGCACGAUAAGACUGCUGCCACGCCCAUUUUUUACAAGUAUAUAUUGAAUAAAAAUUUAAUUUUUGGUCGCAUAUAUCUCAAAACUUUUGCUAUCGAUUUUGAAUUUUUAUAUAUUUUUAGAAAGACAAUUUUAUACAGAUUUAAAUAUUUGUUGCACAGUCUCUGCAAAAAGUUAAUAAAACUCAUUUUCCUAUUUAAUCACAUUUUCAACGUUUAUAUACUGUUUGAAACGGGUUGGUAUUAUCCGAUUUGUCUCAAAUGCUCUGCAUUGCAGGUUUAGUGCAUGCUCUUCUAUAAUUUUUACAAACAUGCUUUAUAUAACAUCCCUAAUAAAUAUUAGUGUUGUCACUUUUAGAAAUUUUUCUCAAAUUGUACAAAUAUUUGCAUAUAAUUGAAUAGAACAUUAACAAAAGAUUUAUACUAUUAUUAAAAUUUAAAAUAAUAUGUAAAUUCCGCGGUUGUUACAAAGAAAAAAAUUAAUUUAUAAUCAAUGAAUUUAACACUGGAAAUAAACAGAAAAUAUCACUUUUUAAAUAAAGCUGUGACCCCUGAUUGGCUUAAGUAAUUGUUUUUUAAAAGCAGUAAUUGUGAGUUAAUACAUGGUGCCAAAGCCAAAAAUUUAUGUAUUCCCCUAACGUGAGCUUACACAUAAUUUUAAAAAACAUAUUAAAUCCUAUAGGACACUCUAAUUUUUUUGAAUAUCUCUGAAGAUCGCAAAAGGUCGCAGCCAAUUUUCAUAUAUAUGUCUCUAUAGAAAUUUUCCUAUGCAAGGGUUUUAAUUAGAUAACUGCAAUUGGCUGCAGUCAUUAGAUCUAUUCCAUUAAAAAUUUAAUUUUGAAAUAUAUUUUUAUUAUUAAUAGUAUUUUUUCUUAGAGUUAAAAAUAAAACCUUUAAAAUUGUACUUUUGUCUAAAAAAUCAUUGCAGAAUAAUUCCGAAGUAUUACAUUAUAAUACACUGAAGAAACUAUAUAAUUAUCUGAAAUAUUUACCCAGAUAUACGCAUUCAAAAUUAAUAUGCCGCUUCAGGAAUAUUACAAGAAAAUUAUUUUAUUUUUAAGAGGAGCAACUUUGAGCACCUAUAUUUCGGGUUAAAGGAACUCUGCAAUAUUUUUAGUUAGUUUUCUAUAGUAUAUGGAAUGUUUACUGUUAACCAUAAUAACAAGCAAGACAAUUGGAAAGCGUUUAUUUUUUUAUUUUUGUCGUUCUAAAAGGCCAAAUGUCUCACUGUGCAGUGGGCACUUGAAACGCCCAAGUUUAAGUUUAUGUUAUCGGGUCUAAAAGUAACUAACUGGUGAUAAGUUUUAAUCCGAACCUGAUGGCUCUAAUUCGUCUUACGUCACGUAUUUCUAUUGGAAACGAGAGCGGAGACCCUAGUCACUUUACUGCCAGCCAGUAAUGUAGAUGGUAGAUAUUCAAUUCUUAAAAUUUUCAAAAUAAUUAAAGAAUUUUGCAAAAAUCUUUAAUUUUUUUUUAAUUUUUAAUAAAGAAUUUCCAUUUAAAGAAUUUCUUAAACACUAUUUAAAUAAACUAAAGUUUACAAAAAAAUAACAAAAUAUUAGUAAAUAACAACUAGUUUAAAUGUAUUAUAAUUAAAUUAUAAUGGGGACUGUAAAAUACGAAA